Metarhizium acridum CQMa 102 is the source of this 1809-nucleotide messenger RNA. The record is from RefSeq and is a predicted model, not a curated record. Lineage: Eukaryota; Fungi; Ascomycota; Sordariomycetes; Hypocreales; Clavicipitaceae.
AUGAAGCUUCACACAGUAGCCGCUACUGCGGCUCUUGUCGGUACCGGUUUUUCGGCCAAGAACGAACGGACCUUUGCUGUUCUUCGCUUUACGAACAAGCAGCUCACCAAAGGUCGAAUGGACCCUAUCGUCAGCCCAGGGAAAGUGUCUACACAUGUCCACUCCAUUUUUGGUGGCAGUAACUUCGGUCUCACUUCGACAGGCAAGGAUCUUAUGGACUCCAAAUGCAGUACUGCCAUGAUCAAGGGUGACAACAGUAACUACUGGGUCCCGUCUCUUUAUUUCAAAGAUCCAAAGACUGGCAAGCUUGAAGAUGUCGAACUGUUUUACGCCAACGCUUAUUACUUCUUCGAGCCGACUAAUGAUGAUAUAAAGGCGUUCCCGGUUGGACUGUCGAUUAUGAGCGGAGAUCAGAAUCUGCGAACGCCGCCGAAAGACGGAGCAACUUCUAACCUCGAUCCAUCCAAAGGCACUGUUAACCCUGUCAAAUGGACUUGUCCUCGUUCCAACUUUGAUUCUCCUUCAUGGCCCGCUGGCUCCAACGGUCUCACGGCGGGCAUCCAGGACCCCAUCAAUAAGGGAGAGGGUGUUGGUUUUCCUGACGUGAACUGUGAUGGAUACGCAUCACCUUUGAGGGCGGAUGUUCACUUCCCCUCUUGCUACAACCCUGCUGCGGGCUUGACCAAUUACAAAGAAAACAUGGCUUUUCCUACUGAUGAUGGGAAGGGGAAAUCAGACUGCCCCAAGGGAUGGAUUCACGUCCCUCACCUCUUCUUGGAAGUUUACUGGAAUACUCCGCUUUUCAAAGACCGAUGGGAACAAGGGAAGGGUCAGCAGCCUUUUGUUCUUUCCAACGGAGAUGCUACGGGCUACAGCAACCAUGCAGACUUCAUGGCUGCCUGGGAUGAAAAGCUCCUUCAACACAUCAUUGACACUUGUAAUGCGGGCAGCCAGGGUAUGGACAAGUGCCCUGGUCUCAAUGGUCUGAACACGGGUGACUGCACCAUCGAAUCACAAGUUCCCGAAACCGUUGACGGUGUUUUGGAUGCUCUCCCCGGAGACAAUCCCAUUACUGGUUGGUCUUAUGGUGGAAAUGGAACCGACGGAGGUGGUAAUGAGCCCAAACCCUCGCACUCUCAGUCUGCUGGAGGCGACAGUACCAGCUCUGCCAAGCCAACCAACUCCCAGCCUGCUGGAGGAGACAAUACCAGCAAAGUUUCCAGCGUCGCGCCCACAGGAGACAACAAGCCAACUCCGACCAAGAAUCCUGACAACGCAACCACCAAGCCACAGUCUACCUCAGAGGCGGGUGGUUCUAAGCCUACGCUGCCUUCUCAACCAUCUGCAUGCACCCCCAAGGUUCACACUGUCUACGAGACGAUCACUGUAACGGCACAAUUGCCCGGAGCCACCGAUGGCCCUGUUUCAAAUUCAACUCGCACUGCGGGAGAUUUCAAAUAUGCUGGUUGCUUCAAGGACUCUAGGGACCGUGUUCUCGAUGGCGAUGUCCGUGCCAACUUGGGCGCCAUUAGCAACGCCAAGUGUGUGGCUCACUGCAAGUCCAAGGGCUAUGUACUUGCUGGUACUGAAUACGGUGGCCAGUGCUAUUGUGGCAAUGAACUUGUUGGAUCUGAGAAGCUUGAUGAUUCAGCCUGCGAUAUCGCUUGUGAAGACGAUAAAUCAGAUACAUGCGGAGGAGGUUGGGCACUCAGCGUCUACAGCAAGGAUGGUGAGGCUAGCUUGAAGGGCGCCAAAAGCCGAAGGCAUGCUCACGAGCACCUGCAACGACACCGUAGCCCUCGCUAUUAG